Ostertagia ostertagi is the source of this 345-nucleotide messenger RNA. Lineage: Eukaryota; Metazoa; Nematoda; Chromadorea; Rhabditida; Trichostrongylidae. The record is from the annotation of a GenBank genome assembly.
AUGCCAUCUGUAUCUCUACUGCCAGUUAAUGAGACUAAUAAAGCUGGGGAUCUUCUGAAAUCCUUCAAACCUCUUCAUGAUCGAGUGCUGGUUGAACGUAUCGCUGCGGAGACAAAAACCAAGGGCGGAAUAAUGUUGCCUGAGAAGUCACAAGGCAAGGUACUUGAGGCAACUGUUAUCGCUGUCGGACCUGGAGCGCGCAACGAGAAAGGCGAUCUCAUCCCUAUGUGCGUAAAGUCAGGAGACCAUGUGCUUCUACCUGAGUAUGGCGGCACUAAGGUAGUUGUUGAUGAGAAAGAAUAUUCAAUUUUCCGGGAACAGGAUCUGCUCGGUGUUUUCCAUUAG